CAAAAUUCGUUUCUUUCAUAUUAUUACAACGUACUAAUAUUCUCAUUCUCAUUCUUUCAAGCCCUAAAAAAAAUCAUCUUCAAAUCCCCUAACGAAACCACCACGAAACUUCACUACAAGAAUCUCUAAAUCUUCGUAUAUGAUUCGCAAUCGCCACCGCAAGCAUCAAUUUUCCGCAAAAAGCACUCUGUUUCGACAUCUUACAUCUUCAUAACAGUUUCAUGCGAUCACACUGUAUGAAAAGUUGCUUUAAAUUCAAUCAAUCUGUCUGUUAUUGUUGCCAAAUUAGGGUUUUGUCGUUGUUUUGUGUAAAUGUAUGCUAGAAGAGCCUGAAAUCGAGGAAUUUGUUCAUGAUUGCUGUGGAAUUAGGGUUUUAUCGUUGUUUUGUACUGGAUGUUACGUUAUAUAGUGUAAAUGUACGGUAGAAGAGGCCUAGGGUUUCCGUCACCGGUGGUUGUGGUGGCGGUGGUGGUUGUGGUGGUGAUUGUGGUUGUUUUUAGGUGGAAGUGGCGGCAGGCCGUGGUGAGGAGUGAGGAGGUUAGGAGGCUGUUGGUUUCGGCUUCGGAGGAGUCGAGUAGGGUUGAAUUUGAGGCGAAAGAGGAGUGUUAUUAUGUUGGAAACGUCGCGCCUGUGGCUAGGGUUUCGGUUUCGAGUUACGGGUCUGGUCGGGUUGGUUUGCCGGUGAAAGCGGUGUAUCAGUGUGCUGUUUGCUUUCGUCCUACUAAUACACGGUGUGCCAAGUGUAAAGCUGUUCGCUACUGCUCUGGCAAAUGUCAAAUUGUUCAUUGGAGACAAGGUCACAAAGAGGAGUGUCGCCCUUAUGUUGCUGUCACUCAAAUCAACAACGCACGACACAGCUCUAACAGGCAAGGCGACCAUAAAGAUCACAGUGACAGCUUUGAUACUGAAGCUAAGCAAACUGCUACACCAGCUGAACCGAAGUCACCCUUGUCAUAUGAGGGACCAUUUGUUUUCUCUACGCCUACCAAUUUCUCUACAGGUGUUACCUUUGAGAACCUUGAGACAGUGAAAUCGGCACAUGGGAUUCCGCUCAGCCCUGCAAGAAAGUCAACCGGUUUAUCAGAUAACAAUAAGAAAACAUCUAUCCUUAGCGAUGAAGAUAAUUCAUCGUUUUGGACUGAUAAUGGCUCUAACAAUCAGAAGACAUCUAUUCUUAGUGAUGAAGAUACUCGGUCUGGGACUUCGAAUUCAUCCUUUUGGACCGAUGAGGGCUCUAACGAGUCUUCUUUACCUUCUGAUGUUUCUUCUCAUCAUGCUUCUACUGCUGCAAGGUAUUCAGAGGUUCCUGGGAAGUCAGAUGUUUUCUGUAACACGAGCACGGCUCCCGACAUGUCUAAAUCUAGUGAGGUAGUUUCAUCAUCAGCCAAAGCUUCAGAUGCUUAUUCAACAACUGUCACUAGUGGAAGCAUAUCUCAUAGUACGAAGCCCGUGAAGGUCGUUGAUGAUGACAACCGUAAUAUUGCUACUUGUUCAUCCCAGUUGACAGAAGCUUCUAAGUUCAGGGAAUCAAAAAAUUCUCUAUCUGAUGUUCCUUCACAUCGCGCUUCUACUGCUGAACGAUAUUCAAAGGUCUCUGAGAAGACGAAUGAUGUUUCAUCAUCAACCAAAGCUUCAGAUGCUUAUUCAACAACUGUCACUAGUGGAAGCAUAUCUCGUAGUACAAAGCCCGUGAAGGUCGUUGAUGAUGACAACCAUAAUAUCGCUACUUGUUCAUCCCAGUUGACAGAAGCUUCUAAGUUCAGGGAAUCAAAAAAUUCUUUGUCUGAUGUUCCUUCUCAUCGAGCUUCUACUGCUGAACGAUAUUCAAAGGUCUCUGAGAAGUCGAAUGAUGUUUCAUCAUCAACCAAAGCUUCAGAUACUUAUUCAACAACUGUCACUAGUGGAAACAUAUCUCAUAGUACGAAGCCCGUGAAGUUCGUUGAUGAUGACAACCAUAAUAUCGCUACUUGUUCAUCCCAGUUGACUCAAGCUUCCAAGUUCAGGGAAUCAAAAAAUUCUUUGUCUGAUGUUCCUUCUCAUCGAGCUUCUACUGCUGAACGAUAUUCAAAGGUCUCUGAGAAGUCGAAUGAUGUUUUCUGUAACAAGAGCACGACUCCUGACACGUCUAAAUCUAGGGAUGUGGUUUCAUCAUCACCCAGAGCUUCAGAUACUUAUCUAACAACUGUUACCAGUAGAAAUACAUCUCAUAGGACAAAGCCUAUGAAGGUCGUUGACGAUGUUGGCCACAGCCAUAGGACCACUACUUCUGCAUCCCAGUUGGCAGAAGCUUCUAGAAGCGGAACAAAGACAUCCAAAUCAAAAGUUGUUGAUUACCUCAAGUCCUCCAAGUUGUCUCGUCAGGAGUCAUUAGAGGGACUAAAUAACACAUCUCCCAACUACAGUUUUAAGGGUCUUUUUCCAUAUGAAAUGUUUAUUAAGCUAUACAAUUGGAAACACGUUGAAUUGCAGCCUUGUGGUCUCAAAAAUUGUGGAAACAGCUGUUACGCCAAUGCUGUGCUGCAAUGCUUGAUAUACACUCCACCUCUGACUGCCUAUCUUCUUGAAGGACUUCAUUCCAAAGCAUGCGACAAGAGAGGAUGGUGUUUCACAUGUGAAUUUGAAAGCCUUGUUAAGAAAGCAAAGGAUGGGAUCUCUCCACUAUCUCCUAUUCGCAUGCUUACACAUAUUGAAAACGUUGGAAGCAAUUUAGGCCAUGGGAAAGAAGAAGAUGCUCAUGAAUUUUUAAGGUAUGUUAUUGACGCUUUGCAAUCAGUUUGCAUUAAGGAAUCGAAAAGAAAGUCUUUGAACUCUUUAGAAGAAGAAACAACUCUCAUCGGACUUACCUUUGGGGGUUAUCUACGGUCAAAGAUAAUGUGCAUGAAGUGUGGAGGCAAAUCUGAGCAACAUGAGAGGAUGAUGGAUCUCACUGUGGAGAUAGAAGGUGAUGUAAGAACAUUAGAAGAGGCUUUGUAUAUGUUCACAUCUACUGAGAUUUUGGAUGGUGAAAACAAGUAUAAAUGCAACAGGUGCAAAUCCUAUGAGAAAGCGAAAAAGAAGUUUACGUUACUUGAGGCUCCUAAUGUGCUUACUAUUGCAUUGAAACGUUUUCAGUCUGGUAAAUUUGGAAAGCUCAACAAAUCAGUUCGCUUUCCAGAGAUUCUUGACAUGGCUCCUUAUGUCAGUGGCACAAGUGAUAAGUCCCCAAUUUACAGUCUAUAUGGAGUGGUGGUUCAUGUAGAUACGAUGAAUGCUGCAUUUUCUGGUCAUUAUGUUAGCUAUGUUAAGAAUUUUCAGAAUCGAUGGUUCAAGUUCGAUGACAGCAUUGUAAAAGAGGUGGAUCUUCACCAUGUGCUGACAAAAGGAGCAUACAUGCUUCUAUAUGCAAGGUGCUCACCGCGGGCCCCUCGGUCAAUCCGCAGCUCAAUAAUUCACCACCACCACCACCAUGACCCAAGGAAGCAAGAAAUACCACCGUCAUUCGUAUCAAAACCUCACUCCAUCGCCCCAUGGGAGACACACAGUUAUCAGCCGCCGCCUGUCCACCACCGCAGCCUCGAGGAGGAAUCUUUCUCAAGUGACAACUCAGGAUUCUUCUCUGAGUCUUGCUCUUGCAGCACUGAUAGCACCUACAGAGACUUGAGCAGCAUCGAAGAUCACAUUCCUGGCGACUGGGAACCCGAUUACCAUAAAACCACCAACUUCAAUUCCUCAGAUUCUGACACCUCGUCAUCCUCUUCCUUCCCCUCACCCUUGUACUCCAGGCUUUCUCAGUUGUACUCUUCAACUGCAAACGCCGAGGAAGAUCGCAAGUUAAGUAAGGUAUGUAGAAACUUAGGCUGUAGUUGUAAUAGUUGUAGGUUAACUAACUGUGAUAGAUUAGGAGGGCGGGCUACUUACCUGCCCUCGAGACCAAGUGUAACCUUGAGAAGAUAAGCGACACGAUGAAAAUCAAACUAAAAAAACCCUUUAUUUAAAGAGGGUUUUGAGUAAAAAAUGGGGGAGGGGUAAGGGUUGGGGGUGAGUGUAUCUAUAAGCUGUAUGUAUUCUAGUUUCAUAAAGGUGUUAAUGUACUAAACCGUCAACAUUUUGUCACUCUCUUCCCCUUUUAUAAUAUAUAUACAAAUUGUUGUUUCU
Molecule: messenger RNA, 4134 nt
Organism: Helianthus annuus (common sunflower)
Lineage: Eukaryota; Viridiplantae; Streptophyta; Magnoliopsida; Asterales; Asteraceae
Product: ubiquitin carboxyl-terminal hydrolase 16
Exons: 11
Coding region: 415-3933 (1172 amino acids)
Biological process (GO): protein deubiquitination
Cellular component (GO): nucleus; cytosol
Molecular function (GO): cysteine-type deubiquitinase activity; cysteine-type endopeptidase activity
Source: RefSeq, a predicted model, not a curated record